AUGCCAUAUGGCGUUCCCCUCCAACGUCUUGAUAUCCCACACAAAACAACUCAUGCACUUCUUUUCCAUGCAGUCUUUGACUAUAAGCAAGGCCAGGCUGAAAGCGGAAGCAUCGAAAGCUCUACGAUGACCGAUGUCUUGUUGUCACGCUCGAGAACCGCUUUUGACAUCUCCCUUGAGAUGAGAGAUGACCCUAAUCGAAACCCCUUGAUCACCUUCAAACUACAAGUCCAACUAAUGAUCACUAGUUACAUUACCAUUGGUCGACUUUCUCCCGCAAUCCAGCACUCCGUGGACCGUGUAGAGGAAGGCAAGCUGGUGGCGAUGUAA
Messenger RNA from Venustampulla echinocandica, 330 nucleotides. RefSeq lists its product as uncharacterized. The coding region runs from base 1 to 330 and encodes 109 amino acids. The transcript has a single exon. Lineage: Eukaryota; Fungi; Ascomycota; Leotiomycetes; Helotiales; Pleuroascaceae. The record is from RefSeq and is a predicted model, not a curated record.